Messenger RNA from Amphimedon queenslandica, 1471 nucleotides. RefSeq lists its product as uncharacterized. NCBI's taxonomy places the organism in Eukaryota, Metazoa, Porifera, Demospongiae, Haplosclerida, Niphatidae. The coding region runs from base 228 to 1403 and encodes 391 amino acids. The record is from RefSeq and is a predicted model, not a curated record. The transcript is spliced from 17 exons.
UUAUUCACACCUCAGAUAAAAAAUGUUUAAAGGUUCCUAAAGGCAGUAGGAGACUCCUUUCUUUAAAUAAGACCGAAAACACCAAAAGUUUAACAUCAUUGACUGUCACUUUCAAUCCAAAGAGAAGGUUAUCAGCUCCUACAUAUGCAGCCCACAAGUCAAUAUUUGCUACCAAAGGAAUAACUCCUUUGGAGUACUUCAGGAAAUUUGCAGUUAUUGUUAAAAUAAUGGUAAUAUUACAAAAUCAAAUUAAACGAGAAAGAAGCAAAGGUAUUUGGUCAAGAUUAGAAACCCAAACUGCUAUCCAACAGCAACUCUCUGAAGUAUUGGAAUGGAAAUUGAGCGAAAUACCAAUCAUCACACUAAAAACACCUUCUGGUCGUCAUUUGCAGCAACUGCUUGGAGUACCAGCAAAAAGAAGAACAAUCACUGAAGAAGGAAUGUUAUUGAGGUAUAUACAAAGACUGCAUACAAUACAGGACUUCCCAUUAGAUGUACAAAAGAGAUUAGCAACUGUAAUGACUCUGGAAAGUUAUGAAUCAGGACGUAUCAUAAUAAAAGAAACACAUCCAGCUAUGUCAGUUUAUUUUAUUUGGUGUGGCUCAGUGUAUGUUAAUCAAAAGGAAACUGACGUCAGAACGGAUAGAGUUUUUGAUUUGACUGUCAAUCUUCUUAAGCCUGGAGAUUGGUUUGGGGAAAGAGGAGUACUAUAUAGAACAAAGCACAAUGUAACUGUCAUCAGUAGAGGAUAUGUGGAAUUACUUGUAGUACGUGGGAAGGAUUUUUAUGAGAUAUUAGCAAACUCAGUAUUAGACAAAACACAAGCUGCUAUCCAAUACUUAAGUGAGCUACCAUUAGUCAGUGCUUGGCCUGUUCAUUUACUGUCCUCAUCUCCGGACUUUAUUUAUGCAAAAUAUUUCAAGUAUAACAGUAUUGUUGUUCAAUGUUCUCCUAAUAAUAGACCAGACUGGAUAGUAGCUGUUAAAAGAGGUAGUUGUAGAAUUAUUAUUGAGUUUCUGGAGCAUGCAAAAGAGAAGGAUACGUUCACAUUACCAUUAGUACCUCCAUCUGUGUGUCUGGUAUCAGCUAAUUACAGGUUGAGGGACAAUAGGAGGACUGUUAGGAGGCGCUACAUGCAAUUGAAUACUGUAGAACCAGGAGAAUGCUUUGGAAUACAAUUAAUUUAUAACAAGCCAGCAUGCAGGAUGAGUUUAAUGAGUCGUGGUUCAGAGUGUGUACUGGUUAAAAGACACUUCUUUAUUAAAAAUACAAACCCUGACCUAUUGAGACUUUUUAGAACAGAAUCUGGAUAUUUUCCAGAGAAGAGCCAAUUAGUUGGUGCCAUCAAUGAGCAGAAUAAAUGGAAACUAUUUAAGAAGCAGAUUAUUCAUGAGCUUCAUUAAUAAAGUUAUAAAAAUUAAUAACCAUCAAUUUGCUGGGUGUGACCAUAUUUUAACCACGCCCAUAAGAA